GUGCGCCCCGCGUCCCUGGGGGGCGUCGGCGGCGUCGGCGGGGGAGGCAGCAGGGGGAUCCGGAAGUCAACACCAUGUCGAGUCUACACAAGAGCCGGAUUGCAGAUUUCCAGGAUGUCCUGAAGGAGCCCACGAUCGCCUUGGAAAAGCUUCGGGAACUCAGUUUUAGUGGCAUCCCCUGUGAGGGCGGACUGCGGUGCCUCUGCUGGAAGAUUCUCUUGAACUACCUCCCGUUGGAGAGAGCCUCAUGGACCUCCAUCCUGGCCAAACAGAGGGAGCUAUAUUCUCAGUUCCUGAGGGAAAUGAUCAUCCAGCCCGGCAUUGCCAAGGCCAACAUGGGUGUGUCCAGGGAGGAUGUGACCUUUGAGGACCAUCCACUCAACCCCAACCCCGACAGCCGGUGGAACACGUACUUCAGGGACAACGAGGUGCUGCUGCAGAUCGACAAAGAUGUCCGGAGGUUGUGCCCAGACAUAUCCUUCUUCCAGAGGGCCACCGAGUACCCCUGCCUCCUCAUCCUGGACCCCCAGAAUGAGUUUGAGACCCUUCGUAAGCGGGUGGAACAGACGACGCUGAAAUCCCAGACAGUGGCCCGGAACCGGAGUGGGGUGACAAAUAUGAGCUCCCCACACAAGCUCUCUGCGUCUUCAUCCCCGAAUGAGUAUGAGGUGCUGCCCAAUGGCUGUGAGGCCCACUGGGAGGUGGUGGAGCGGAUCCUGUUCAUCUACGCCAAGCUCAACCCUGGCAUCGCUUACGUGCAGGGCAUGAAUGAGAUCGUGGGGCCCCUCUACUAUACCUUUGCCACCGACCCCAAUAGCGAGUGGAAAGAGCACGCCGAGGCAGACACCUUUUUCUGCUUCACCAACCUCAUGGCUGAGAUCCGGGACAACUUCAUCAAGAGCCUGGAUGACUCACAAUGUGGCAUCACUUACAAGAUGGAAAAGGUGUACUCUACCCUGAAGGAUAAGGACGUAGAACUCUACCUGAAACUGCAAGAGCAGAACAUCAAGCCCCAGUUCUUCGCCUUCCGCUGGCUGACGCUGCUGCUGUCCCAGGAGUUCUUGCUGCCCGACGUCAUCCGGAUCUGGGACUCCCUCUUCGCCGACGACAGCCGCUUUGACUUCCUCCUCCUCGUCUGCUGCGCCAUGCUCAUACUGAUCCGGGAGCAGUUGCUGGAGGGGGACUUUACCAUAAACAUGCGGCUCCUGCAGGAUUACCCCAUCACAGAUGUCUGCCAGAUCCUACAGAAAGCCACGGAGCUCCAAGACUCGAAGUAGCCUGGCAGCAAGAGGCCCAGGUUUGGAAGAGAAGACGCUGACCCUGUGCCCUGGCUUCUGGGACACGCAGAUGCCUGUGGGCUCCCAGCCCGAGGGGAAGCUGCAGGAGUGGCCCGCUCCAGACCUCCUCACCCUAGGCUGCUCCCACCGGGGCACACUGUGCCAUGCUCCUUCCUAACCACCAAGCCCUGGCACCCUCCUCACCCUGCAACCCUGGGACCCUUUGCCCAGGCUGCUGAGCAAGGCUGGAGCUCAUGAAGUUGUUUCCUGGGGCUGGGGCAGAUUGGGGGCACUGGGGGCUGGCAAGGGUCCCUCCCUGCUCUGCUCUGCUGCUCCCUUCCCCUUCUCCUCUCUGGUCUUCUUCUGGGCUUUGUUCUGGGGAGGUGCUUGGCAAAUGAGCCAGAAACCGCUUCUUCUGGGGGUUGGUGCUUAGGCUUCUCCAUGGGGAAGGUGACACUGUGAAGGAGCUAAGAAGCUGCCAGGCCCAGGUCACACCCUCUUUCCCUCUCCCAGUGAGUGUGUGUCUGCCUGUAGUUGUGAGUUGGUGUGUCAUGUGUCUCUUCAUCCCCCAGGUGUCAGCUUCUCCCCGCUCUGUGUGUCUGUCAGUGUGUGUGUGAGGGAGGGGAGAGUGUCUCUGAUCCCUCUAGGUCUCUGCUUCUUCUCUGCCCCUCUGCCUCUCUCCCUCCCUCCUCCCUCCACCUCUUUCACAGAUGGUGUGUGUGACUCUUGCUCUGUCUGCUCCUCUCUCCAUUGCUCUCCCUCUGCCUUUCUCUCUUGGGGUGCCUUAUCCCCAGCCUCUUCCUCUCCCUCCUCCCCUCCACUCUUGUGAACCCCCGAGACAGAAUGAGGAGUCUGGCUCAGCAGAGCCCCUGGAGGUCAACCCUGGCCUUUGCACCCUGUUCCCAUCCCCGCCCUCGGCUCCCAGGUCCCCCAGGCUGGGAGGGAGUCCACAGUGCCUCACUGGAAGGCCCUGAAUCUGCUACCCGCGACGGAAAUCUAGGAAACCAAAAGCUGCUGAGAAAUGAUGGCCCAUGAAGCUUUGAGCCUCUUCCCCUCCUUUCUGCCCAGGGAUGGAGGAGGGAGAAGAGGGGGAGUUGUGGCUCCCAGAGAGUCCCCAAAAGGCUCUCCUCUUCCAAAGGAAAAGGACAUGAAGGUGAUUCUGUUCCAGGGGUUGGGAUCCAAGUGCUUCAGAAGAGUGGUCAUCCCAUGGCUUCCAGGUCCCAGCCUUGGACGCUGAGUCCCAUAGAGGGCAAGUGUGACCAGAGAGAGCCUCCCUGGGCUGGGCGCAGCUGAGCCCCAAGGCCCUGGACCUGUCAGUGCCGGGAGAGCCGUGUCUCCCCCAAGCAGGCUGAAGGGGAUGCUGGCCCUUCUCUGGUCACCUGCUGGGGCUGUCCCCACGAUUUGGGGCAGGUACUCUGAGCAGGAGCAGCUGGAGGAGUGACUGUAUUCUGAGCAAGUCCCCUCUCUCCUGUGAGGAGAUGGGUGGUUUGGGUUUGGAAGGCUAGGUAAUGUAGCAAGGGUCCCCACCCUCUCCUCAGACUGGCCAGCAGGGCACUCUUCCCCCAGAGCCUUCGAGUCUGGCAGCCAGGACUUCCUGCUGCCUACCCUGGCCCGGCUGUGGCUCCUUUACCAGGCUGUGCCCUGGGUGCUGCUGGGAUGUGAUGUACUUGCUGUUUUGCCUCCUCCUUUCCCAACACACAGUAUUUCGGAGAUUUUUACUAUUUAUUUAGACUUCUGGUUAUUUAUUGCAGAUUGGCAAGUGCUUGGUUUGGGGAUGAAGGGUGGGGCUGGGAAGGUGGAAGGGAGUUGGAGAGACAGUCUUCCUGGCCUUCCAAGGGCAGAGUCAGCAUUUCUCCCCCUGCCUUUGGGACCUUCCUGGUUUUCCAGCGGGUCCUGGUGGGGAGGGCUGAGCUCUGUACUGGAGCUGAGCGCAAGGGAGACGGAGCUGGUAUCCUUACCAGACUCCAAGACCCUGGCACCAGGCAGAGACACUGUUUCCCACCAGCCGGGCUCACCCUCUUCCCAGAAGGUGUCAGCUGGUGGUUCACUCCCAACUUUGACCUCUUCACAGCCUGAGGCUGGGGCCACAGCCCGGACACAGACACUGCCCAGGACACCUGAUGCAUUCCCUCUUGCCUGUCCCCCUGCCUUCCCUCUUGGGGCCACACUACUUGAAUCACUGCAUCUGAUUUGCCUCAGUCAGACCUGGGGCUGGUCCCUUCUUGACCUUGGGAUGAAGAUCAAGAGCACAGGGACGGGGCCAGAUUGGGCUGAGCUCCCCAGUGGGAUACUGCCUGAGGAAAGGACCUGCCCUUGGUGAGUCCCCUCCCCAGCCUCUCAAGGGAGGUCCCCAGAGUGCCGGAGUGCCUGAGGCUUCCCUCUUGGAAAGCUGCCCGCAGGACUUUGGACACUUACAGAUUGGGCUGUCUGAAUUCAGCAGGUCUCACUCCAGAGGGUCAGAAUGUUUGCUUCUGUUUGUUCAUCAGUUUUGUUCUUGAGUCGAUGCUGUUGAUGACAAGUUGUCUUUAAUAAAUCAUGUGUUCUUUGCAAUGGG
Messenger RNA from Diceros bicornis minor, 3831 nucleotides. RefSeq names its product TBC1 domain family member 13 (gene TBC1D13). Lineage: Eukaryota; Metazoa; Chordata; Mammalia; Perissodactyla; Rhinocerotidae. Gene Ontology annotation, molecular function: GTPase activator activity. Gene Ontology annotation, biological process: activation of GTPase activity; intracellular protein transport. The record is from RefSeq and is a predicted model, not a curated record. Bases 75 to 1277 code for a protein of 400 amino acids. The transcript has 12 exons.